CUUCCUUCUUCCUCCUCACGCCCUUCGCAGAUCGAAAGAGAGAGAGAGAGAGAGCGUCGCCGUCUCCGAUCCGAGAUCCGAUCUCUCUCUAGAAUCCCCAGAUCCGGCGUCGCCGCCGCCGCCGCCGCCGCCGCCGCCGCCGCAUGGCGAUCCCCGCCGCGCUCCGCCUCGCGGUCCUCCUCGGCGUCGUCCUAUCGGCGGUGGUCGCCGAGAUCCGGUUCUCCGAGAUCCGAUCCGACGGCCGGGGCAUCAUCCUGCUCGACGAGUUCGGGUUCACCCACCGGGGCCGGCUCGAGCUCAACGUCUCCGGCGUCGCGCUGUCGAAGACCGGGCUCGACCUCGCCGGCGUCGGGUUCUUCCUCUGCACCCGGGACUCGUGGUUCAACGUGCGGAAGCAGCUCGAGGACGGGGAGAUCACCUGCGCCCUCCAGUCCGACUCCGUCAGGCAAGUCCUCACCUUCGACAAGCUGGGGCAGAAGACGAGGUACGAUACGGAGUACAAGCAGGACGACGCGAACCAGUACGCGCUCGUCUUCGCCAACUGCCUGCAGGAGCAGCAGCUCCGGGUGUCCAUGGACGUCCGGUCCGCGACGUACAACCUCGACGGGAAGAGCGGCCGGAGGGACUACCUCUCCGCAGGCAAGACCGUCCUCCCCCGGGUUUACUUCCUGUUCUCGUUGAUUUACUUCGUGCUCGCUGGUCUCUGGGUCUACUUCUUGUAUAAGAAACGGUUGACCGCGUUUAAGAUCCAUUUCUUCAUGCUGGCGGUCCUGAUACUGAAGGGUUUGAAUUUGUUGUGUGAGGCGGAGGAUAAGUCGUACAUUAAGCGGACGGGGAGCGCGCAUGGAUGGGAUGUGCUGUUCUAUAUAUUCAGCUUCUUGAAGGGGAUCUCCCUCUUCACUUUGAUCGUGCUGAUCGGCACUGGGUGGUCCUUUUUGAAGCCUUACUUGCAGGACAAGGAGAAGAAGGUUUUGAUGAUCGUUAUCCCGCUCCAGGUUGUUGCGAAUAUCGCUCAGGUAGUGAUCGAUGAGACCGGGCCUUUCAGUCAGGACUGGUUCACUUGGAAGCAGGUGUUUUUGCUUGUCGAUGUGGUUUGCUGUUGUGCGGUUUUGUUCCCGAUUGUCUGGUCGAUUAAGAACUUGCGUGAGGCUGCCAGAACUGAUGGGAAGGCGGCAGUGAACUUGAUGAAGUUGACUUUGUUUAGGCAGUAUUACAUUGUGGUUAUAUGCUAUAUCUACUUCACGCGCGUAGUGGUGUAUGCGUUGGAGACCAUUACUUCGUAUAAGUAUCUCUGGACGAGCGUAGUGGCUGCAGAGUUGGCGACACUGGCAUUCUAUGUGUUUACUGGGUACAAGUUCAGGCCCGAGGCUCAUAAUCCUUAUUUUGCUAUUGAUGAUGAGGAAGAAGAGGCAGCAGCUGAAGCUUUGAAGCUUGAAGACGAGUUUGAAUUGUAAGCGACAAAUUAAGGGCUUUCGAGCGGUGAAGCAGCUGGCAUAGUGGUUGAUUUGGGAUAUUUGAGGUAGACAUUUAAGUGUUCUGAAUAUUUCAUAGUCUAAAUCAUAUUAGGCAUGCUUGUGUAUUAAAAAUGCGUUUUUUUUCUGCUUUCCUGUUUCCAUACUUGUAAGAUGGUACAUAUUGUCAAAUUUACAUCUGCCCAUUGGAUGAUAUUGUAAGUCAUGAUACUAAAUUUUGCAAUAAUUUUGUGGAGCAGUUAUAUGUGCAUUUCUUCUUUGCUCA
Molecule: messenger RNA, 1737 nt
Organism: Eucalyptus grandis
Lineage: Eukaryota; Viridiplantae; Streptophyta; Magnoliopsida; Myrtales; Myrtaceae
Product: protein CANDIDATE G-PROTEIN COUPLED RECEPTOR 7
Exons: 1
Coding region: 144-1454 (436 amino acids)
Biological process (GO): transport
Cellular component (GO): membrane; Golgi apparatus
Source: RefSeq, a predicted model, not a curated record